UUAUGACCUCUUGUCUUUCUUUUCUUCCCAAGUCUGCACAGGUGGAGGAAUGGAAAACAGCCACGUCUAUUUAUGAGUUCACUGCCACAGAUAUUGAUGGCAACAAAGUGUCUCUGGAAAAAUACAAAGGUCAGGUGGUUAUCAUCACCAAUGUUGCCACCAAAUGAGGCAAAGCCCCAGUAAACUACUCUCAGUUUGCACAGAUGCACGCCAAGUAUGCUGAGAGAGGUUUAUCCAUCCUAGCUUUCCCAUGCAACCAGUUUGCCAACCAGGAACCUGGUACAAAUGAACAGAUCAAACAAUAUGUCGAAUCCUUCAGUGUGCAAUUUGACUUAUUCAGCAAGAUCAAUGUAAACGGACCAGAAGCUCAUAGCCUGUGGAAGUGGUUAAAGGAGCAACCGAAUGGUGAAGGAUUUCUAGGAAAUGGAAUCAAAUGGAAUUUCACCAAGUUCCUCAUUAACCGACAAGGCCAGGUUGUGAAGAGAUACUCGCCACUGAAGGAUCCAUUUGCAAUAGAAAGAGAUAUCCUGAAAUAUCUGUAGACCCUGCAUUUAAUUUCCUCUUAACCACCUAUUUCCAGUCCCUUUCCUAAUCCUCUCCUGUGGCCUGCUGACAGUCAGUGGUGUCAUCCCAUGGAUUUAUGACGGUUUGUCUUGAAACCCAUCCUGUGGAAUGGACAAUCCUGAUGAGUUUGGCGUGCAAUUCUUCAUGGGAAGAUCACCAGCGCACAGACGGUCAAGUGGAAUAGAACCUAUUCCUUCUAUACCAUAAUAAUGUCUUAAGAGGCUAUUGCCUAUUAAAACUCUUAUAAGCUCUUAA
Tachysurus vachellii is the source of this 819-nucleotide messenger RNA. RefSeq names its product phospholipid hydroperoxide glutathione peroxidase-like. NCBI's taxonomy places the organism in Eukaryota, Metazoa, Chordata, Actinopteri, Siluriformes, Bagridae. Gene Ontology annotation, biological process: response to oxidative stress. The record is from RefSeq and is a predicted model, not a curated record. The coding region runs from base 204 to 542 and encodes 112 amino acids. The transcript has 6 exons. Gene Ontology annotation, molecular function: glutathione peroxidase activity.